Molecule: messenger RNA, 4123 nt
Organism: Contarinia nasturtii (swede midge)
Lineage: Eukaryota; Metazoa; Arthropoda; Insecta; Diptera; Cecidomyiidae
Product: protein tweety-2
Exons: 12
Coding region: 434-2065 (543 amino acids)
Cellular component (GO): plasma membrane
Molecular function (GO): volume-sensitive chloride channel activity; intracellularly calcium-gated chloride channel activity
Source: RefSeq, a predicted model, not a curated record
GAACUUUUUAUUGCAGUUCUGCCAAUACACCGCAGGGCUAUGUUGGAUUUUUUUUUGUUUCUGAAGUCUAUAUACAGAAGUUGUUUUCAAGAUAAAACAAAAUAUGACGGUGUUGUAAAAUUGAAAAUUGAAAAUUGAAAAUUAAUACAAUUCAUUGUUUAUUCGUUUUUAUCGGAUAUUGACUGACAACUAAGCACACUUGAAAAGAUAUAAAAAUAUAGAAAUAUCAGCUAUGUAUUAGAAAAUUGUAAAAACUAUUCUUUCAUUUCAUUAAUAAUUCCAUUUCGGGCGUAAUUCCUCAAAAAUUAUGUAAUUGAGAAUGUUUAGAAUGAAUUAUCUUUUGUGAAUAAUACUCAAGUUGAAUAAUACGGAAAUUAUACAAUUCAAAAAUUGACUUUUCUGAGAUAAAACAUUAAAAAAAUAAAUAACAAAAAUGAUUAUAGACAAUCAACCAAGCAUAUUAGUUCGUUUAGUUCAUUCAGUUCCACACAUAAAUGUUACUCUGAAUCGCGUAAACAGUACCUUUGAUCCGAAAAGUAUAAUCUACAAAGAAAGCUUGGGAAUCUUAGCGUCAAUACCUGCAGGACUGCUAUUGAUUUCGUUGAUUGGACUUUUAUUAUAUUUGCUAACGCGAUGUUGUGACCACACAACAAGCAAGCUUCAAUCUCAAGCAUGCCAGAAAUUUACGCUAAUAUCAACCACCUUAUUUUGCUGUGCUGCGAUUGGUUUGGGUCUUUAUGGAAAUGAUGACUUCCACAACGGUUUUUCGCAAACACUUUAUUCAGCUCGCCAGAUUGAUGGAUUAGUAUCGAAUUUUACAAAUAAGACUGAAAAAUUGAAGCAUGAUAUUCGCAGUAAAGUUUUGAUGUAUGAUUUAGAAGAUGUAUUUGAACGUCCAACAUUCAAUCAGACAGCACUGAAAAUCCUUCUUGACAAUGUUAUAUUGGUGAGAGAAAAUACAACACGUGCAGUGAGUUCAUUAGAAACAAUUUUAUAUUUGAUAAGAACGCCACAACACCAUUCUUUAAAACAAGUAUUGGGACCUUCAGAGAUUUUUGAAAUUAUUCGGUAUCCUGCUACGCUUGGAUUUUUGGCUUGUCUCAUACUUCUUUGUGUUAUUUUAGUAAUUGGCGUUGCAAGAAAUUCGCGAUGUAACUUAAUUUUUUUUAGCGUUGUUGGACUCUUUGGAAUCAUUAUAUGUUGGCUUCUGUCUGGAAUUUAUUUGGCCAGUUCCGUAGCAUUGGGAGACUUUUGUAUGCAACCAACAUCACAUUUAUGUAACAAAUUUGCGAGUGAAUAUCCCAACGACGUCUAUUACUUAAAUUGUGGAAGUUUACGUGAGAGAUUCCGUAUGCGUUUGAAUGAAUCGAAAGAAAAUAUCGAACACGCCAGCACUGCAUUUGAUGAUGUGGUUCGUAUGUCAAAAGAUUUAUAUCCGCGAGCAGAAAUAUCUACAACUACUGAUCAAAUACUGAAUGAACUCAAAGAAAGCCGUUAUGUACUCCAUGACUUACUACAAAUGCUAGAUCAUCAUUCUGUUCAUCAAUAUUAUGAAGGUGCUAUAAAAGGUUUAUGUGAAGGUGCUUUACUUGGCUUGACUUUGAUGACAGUGGCUGCUUUGAUUACAGCAUUUUUGCUUACAUUACUGGUGUGCGUAGAUUCUCAUACGUGGAUUUAUUUAAGUCAAAGGAGAAAAUAUUCCGAUAAAGCUGAAGCUACGCCAUUCUUGAAUUCAGCUGCAAGUGGAUCUCCUUUAGCUGCCAAUCAACAAAGUGGUACUUCAAAAGUGAAUAGAACUCUUUUGCAUCAUCAACAAAGUCAUGGAGUAAAUGGAACAGCACGAAAAACUUCUGGAACAUUGAGAGGGUUGGCAAUUAGUAGUAAAAUUGAAUCACCACCACCAGAAUAUAAUUUGGUGCAUGACACCAGAAUUUCAAAUGGACAUCAAACUCUUGGUCGCUUACCUUCACAUCACAAUAGUAACUAUGCCGCUGGACCAAAUAACGGAAAAUAUGCUACUUUAAGUAAGCAAUGUAAAACACUUGAAUCCAACGACUUUUACUGAGAAUCAUCUGCCUGCUCCAUCGCAGGCAGCACAACAAACAAAACAACAAAAAAAUACGGUACAUUAACAAAAGCAAAAUCAAGUCUAUCAAAUAAUUCAAUCGACCGUUGUGAUUCAGAUUCUCGAGAAAUUCCUCUUAAUGGUUUUAAUAGAUUCGAUCCCAAAUAUAUCAGUAUAGGGCCAAAAUCCCUACGAGAUUCAUUACUAACAUCAACGAAUUUGAACAAGUGCGCCACUUUACGACAUGGUGGUCGAUAUGGCGGAAGUCUAACCGAGCGAGGAAUGAAUCCAGUCUUGAAAAAAGCAUCCCCCCCCAAGCGUUACUACAGUUUCCAAAGAAUAUAAUGCACAACAUCAAAAUUCAUCGAGAAUAGUCAACGCUAGUACACUGAACCAUAACAGUAACAACGAUAUUAUUAAAACUAUUUAUGAUGGUUCCAAUACGUCUGUAACUAAAGCGGGUAGUUGUUUUGUUUCUGGAUAUGAAACUGACAACGGAACAACGUUUCCAUGCAAAGGAUCUACUUUCAAACAUUCCAAAUUCGAAAACGGAUCGACAGCUGGUAACUGUAUCGCAAUUGAUAAUCAAAAAAAUUCUCGAUCUGUAUAUAGCAUAACAAAUGAACCACCUCCAUAUCCGACGAUUACAAAACCAUUACAAUUGACGAAAGUCCAACAAAUUAGUAAUCCAUCUAUACCAGUAAAACAUGUUCAAGAGCAACCGAAUCUUCCCAUCAAACAAUCGCAUAUUAAAUUAAUUUCGGCACCGGAAAAAAUGUCUAUCAUAAGUCAACCAUUACCGGAAAUACCACCAAAAAUAAGCCAAAAUCAUCGAAAUCAACAACUUUUAUCCGCCUCCAAUCUAAACAAGUAUCGUUCAAUAAAGUCGGUAUGUAACGUAGAGGUGAAUAGUUUUACUUCAAAAAAUUCGCACAAUAUAUAUGAUAGAUCAAUUCAGGCAAAACGCUCAAUGCCAUCUAUAAUUAAAUCAAAUAAUUCACCAAAUCAAAUCAGUGACCAACCACCAAUGCUUCCUCCAAAAAAUCGAAAUAAAGAUCCACAUUUUAGUAGACCAAGUUUGAAACAAAAUAAUUUGAAGCAUCCCCAAUUUCACACUGGGACAAAAACUGGUUCGCAAAAGACUAUAAAACAUCUGUCGGAUGAUCGAGAUAGAAAAAGUGGAAAUUUUCCACAUCCCACAUAUAGUACAUUCGGUUACGAAUAUUCCGUACGUGAAUUAAAGAGCUAUCAAAUGGACUCCGAAAGUAAUCGACAAAUUAUAUCUCAAAGUUAUGAUUCAAGUGAAUGUGGCGAUGAUCAAAAUAAACAAUCGAAAUUUCGACAACCAAUUCACUCAACGUUGCCAAGUUCAAAAAUGCAUACAUCACGAGGAACAAACAAUGUUGAUAUUCAUAGUCGAGGAAAUGAUUAUCGUUAUUAUGUUGAAAGCAAUAAAGCCAAGUCUCAUAAUCAAUCUUCAAAUUCCACAAUUCUGAAUCCAAGAAGAUCAUCUAGGGACAACACGCAUUCAACCCGUACUAUACAUACAACUGGAAGGCCAUUGAACGUAAAUCUUGGAAAUUGUACGGACUAUACAGGGUAGAACUGCUCUUGUGGGGGCGACGGAAUUCCAAAACAUCGUUCCCACAAAUGAACUAACGCAAAAACUGAAGCAAUUUUUUUUUUCAAAAACGUCGUUAUAUUUCAAAUUGUAUAAUAUCAUUCAAAUUGAUUCAUUUUAAUCUUAAUUUAUACUUAUUUUAAUAUUAGUUAUUACUACAAUUAACUAUAUAUAUAUCGUAUUCGUAACUUCAAAUAAUGAUAUGGUUUACCAUAAUAUAAUUCUCACUCAAACAAAGAACGUUUGUAACUAAUUGAAUGUAAAAUAUAUUUUACAUUUUACUAAAUUGCUAUAACAAAAUUUUUUCUAAGUAAUCGCUAAUUACUGAUAUCAGUUUAAAUGAUGAUUGUCUGUGCUUAACCAAAAGCUCAUUCGAGCAAAAUUGCGACAUUUUUUUUAUUUGUAAAAAUACGUUACCAGAAAAAGCGUAAAAGACA